This is a messenger RNA of Selaginella moellendorffii, 1312 nucleotides long. RefSeq names its product 3-hydroxyisobutyryl-CoA hydrolase-like protein 3, mitochondrial. Gene Ontology annotation, molecular function: 3-hydroxyisobutyryl-CoA hydrolase activity. Gene Ontology annotation, biological process: L-valine catabolic process. The record is from RefSeq and is a predicted model, not a curated record. The transcript is spliced from 10 exons. Lineage: Eukaryota; Viridiplantae; Streptophyta; Lycopodiopsida; Selaginellales; Selaginellaceae. The coding region runs from base 17 to 1117 and encodes 366 amino acids.
GAUUUGUAGCUAGGCUAUGGAGUUCGUUCGAGGGAGCGUCUCGCCGAAUGGCCUGGCUGUGCUCACGCUUGAUCGGCCCAAGGCUCUCAACGCGAUGAAUCUAGACAUGGAUGUGGCGUAUAAGAACUAUCUUGACGAAUGGGCAGCGAAUCCCGCUGUGAAGGCCGUUCUUGUGGAAAGCAGCUCGUCGCGCGCAUUCUCCGCAGGAGGAGAUGUAAAGUGGAUGACCACCACUGGCUGCAAGUUAUUUGGGAUGCAUAAACUGGCUGUCAAGGUGUUCUCAGCUGAGUACAGCUUAAUCUGCACGAUUGCUCGCUACCAAAAACCUUACAUCUCGUUGAUGGACGGGAUAACCAUGGGUUUUGGCAUCGGCUUGUCGGGCCAUGGCAAGUAUCGCGUGAUUACCGAGAGGACGGUUCUUGCCAUGCCUGAGAAUGGAAUCGGCUUGUUUCCAGACGUUGGUUUUGCAUAUAUAGCAGCUCGAACUCCUGCAAAUGGAGCUGUAGGAACUUAUCUCGGUUUAUCCGGUGCGCGAGUCAAUGAACCUGCUGAUGCUCUCUUUGUGGGACUGGGAACGCAUUUCGUGCCUUCGGAGAACUUGUCAUCGUUGAAGGAAUCUCUCCUGGCGAAGGACUUGUCCAAUGCUUCUGAAGCAGUGGAAGAUGCCCUCAAAGUUUUCGGCGGUAAACCUGAAGCUCCUGCCCAGCUCAAGACGCUGUUGCCUCGCAUAUCCUCAGCUUUCGGUCCAGAUAAAUCGGUCUCCGAAUCAAUAAAGGCUUUGGAGAAAGAGCAACACUCUUCGGAUGCGAAAGUUGCCGGGUGGGCAAAAGCUGCUCUCGCGGGGAUUCAAAAGGCCGCACCAUUCAGCCUGGAAGCCACUCACAAGCAUUUCUCCUCAGUGGUUUUGAAUCCAUCCGCACAGAUUGAGGACGUAAUGAAAGCGGAGUAUCGUAUGGCUCUUCGAAUUGCCGUUCGAGAUGACUUCUUUGAAGGAGUUCGAGCUGUUCUAGUAGACAAGGACCAGAAACCAAAGUGGCAGCCUGCUCAGUUAGAAAGCGUUCGUGCCGAAGAGAUUGAAUUCUUGUUUCGUACUCUCGACUGCGACCUUAUUGUCUGAUCGCCCAAAUAAAAAGCUAAAGAAAACAUCGUCGAGAUCCACCGCCACCGUCUUUACGGUACGAUGGCCAUGUCUGCCGAGCGCGCCGAUGAAAGAAGCUCCUUUGCUAUCACUUCGCAGUUAGAUACUUCACCAUACGUUAUACUUUUAGAAAAAAAUUCCAAGAAAAUACAGAGUGUGUGAUUGUGGAGAUUA